UUCUUCCCAGAAACACCUUCUCCAGUACUGCAUGUGUGUUUCUACUCACUAUGACAAAGAGGACAGCUUGUUUUGGGGCUCUGCAGUUAAAAAAGUGGACCAUAGUUGAUUUUGGUCGUUUGUUUUUCUUACUGCUUCUCGGAACCAUACUUGUUGGUUCUUGGGGGGAGUCUGGGCUGUGGAGAGGAGCCGCCUCCAGGUCAUUGGAGGAUCAAGCACCAUGCUUGCAGCAUUCCUUCACUACAGACUUGCCAAUGCCACUUCAGAUUCCACAUGACACCAACAUGACAGAAAUCAAUGUCAGAAGAAGAAGAAGAAGAAGAAGAAGCUCUUCCUUCGCUGACACUGAAGACUCUGUUUUGCUUCCAAAGAUUCUGACUGCCUCUCAUCUUUCUUCUGUCAGAGAUCUGGUGUCAGACAAGAAAAUUACAGGUUGUGCAGUUUUCAUAAAAUGUUAUCUGUGACCUGAAGAUGACUUGACCUGGACCAACUAUUUCCAAAUAUGUUUUGUUGUUUGUGUCACUCUGCUCUAGUGUCAGAUGGGUGCAGAGCAAAGUCAUCUGCACUAUUUAGCAUUUACAAAAGGCAGUUUUUACACUAGUGUUUAUCUACAUCCUUUAGUUAAUUUAAAACUGUUAGUCAAUUGAGAAAGGCAUCAUCUGAGUCAUAUCAGUACUUGUUAGUGAAACUCAUAAAAACUAAAGCAACAUUUUCCGCGUAAGGUAAGGCAUUGAGUAUCAGCUUCUCUGUAGAGUCACAAGACAGUUUUUGAAAAUGAUUUUAGUAGACUCUGAUAUAGUUCACAAUCUACCUGACACUACCUAUCCACCCACCUGGUACCAUCCCUUGGCUGAUAUGAGUUUUUGAAAAAAAAAAUUAAAAAAAUAAAAACAAAGAUAUGUGUUUCUGAGGGCUGAUAAACCUACUGGUAGUGAUACUGUUUGUGCUCAAACUGCUGCCAGUGUAAUUUUGAGCUGACAUUCAGGGGUUUACCACAACUGCCCACAUCCCUCGAGUCAGUCCAUCGUGGGACACUAUAAAUCUUCACUAAAAAAUUUCUGUGAAAUAAUCUUGUGUGUUACUUUUGUUUCAUCAUGAUUUAUUCUUAAAGGAAAGGACAUUGUGUUGCUGUGUGUAUAAAAUGUGGUCUGACUUGAUUCCAUAAGGAGGAAACUCUGGGAUACAUGGUAUUGCCAAAUUGAAAGAUUAAUUUAUUUACAAACAUAUUAUUGCAGAUUUAGAUGAAAAAUAAAAACAUGAAAAGAAACAGAUUCUUUUAAUCUUUUGAAUAAUGAACAUCCUCCAGCGUACCAAAGACGAAAUGACUGGUUGAUAUCUGAUAUUUAAUUAAAGACCAAAAUCAUUCUGGUCCGAAUAUAAGCUGUCAAAACAGUUGUUUGUGUCAUCUUUUUUGCAACAAUGAUGGCACGUGCAAACUUGUAGAAACCAUUUCAGUUGAUGUUACUGAUCAAAGAUGAUAAUGUCAACGAGGCCUUUUUAGUAUCACUAUAAUACAAUUCAUAUGAGAACUUCACUUUUUUUCCAGUUCGCUUAGGUCUCCGUGUCUCUCUCACUGGUCCAAGUGAGCUUCUUGACCCUCAGCUCCUCCUUUCCCUGAACAAAGAGCCAGGAAUCUACAACAUUGGAGAGAACAAGGCAGGACUCUUUUCAAUGAGAAUAGUGGGAAUAAAGAGAGUGACCUCCUCACCCUGAUUUCAUCAUCUACAGUCCAUCCCAGGAUCUCUUGGAUUGUUUAUGAAAAAUUCCUGAAAAAAUAACUAUUCUCUCCUCUUGAAGCCGAUGUUGCUGUUGAUAUGAUCUUGUUUAUCAUCAUUGUUUUGUGUUUAGUUUUCCAUUAAAGAUUAACUUCAUUAUCCUGUAACAAGCCUGUGUUGCGUGCGGUCACUGAAAAUUGGCCCGCCCACUAAACUGACCAACCAAUAGAAUUAGACGCUGAGUCUUUAUCCCACCCUCCCUACGGGUGUUCCUGAUGACCAUGAGGGAGUUUUUUUCUGCACUUCACCGGUCAGGAAGAUGGUAGUGAAUGGCUUGACGGCUCAUUGUAAAUAAAACGGAUCCGCGCAGCCGUAAUUGCUGAAGGAUGGCAGACUCGGCCUCCCAGGAGGACACGCUGCCCGAGGAGGAGAGGGAGUUUCAGAAGAUUAUAGCUUUGAUCGGAGGUAAAGAGAGGAUUUAUGUGGUGAGUGAUGCAUGUGACAGUAAAGAGGUGCACGGGGAUGACGCUGGAAUAUUGCAGGAGUUCGUCCGUGACAUGUUUCCUGGCAGCCUGGCGAACAGCAUCGGACAGACCCACUCUUCUCCGCUAAGCAGUCACGGCGAUACUGAAAGUGCAAACCACACUUGCUGCAAGGCAGAGACUGUUAAAAGCAAUGAGAUGCCUCUAACGGCGAGGUCCAAGGAUUUGAGAGACUGUCCGGUGGGAGAGGACAGGGAGAAAGAGAAGCGGCCAACGCGCAGUGGCAACGUUCAGAGAACAGCAACGAGGAGGGCAAACAUUUACAGCCCAAAGCGAACAAUAGACUCUCCUAUCAUCAUAUUAAUCUUCAGACAGACAUUUCUCAACAAAAAUUCAAACGAACUGUGCCUAAAAGAGAUCUUAAGGGACGUAAAGGCACGUACGAAACGUGCCCGAAUCGCCAGACCAGCUCUGAUUGGAUUAAUACGCACCAGGCAGGAGAGUGCCGAGACGCAUCAGUGUGCGCAACUCCUGGAGCGUCUGAUCCGCUCAGUGUUCCACAAACAUUCACCAGAAACAAUAUGGGUCGGCUGUUUCAUCCCGAAUACAGAAGAAAAAAUGCUCGGCAUCAAGAAAAACGCCUGCAAAGUUAUAUAUUCAUCUCAAACAGCAGAUAAUACCAGGGAUAGAGGGAACCCGCUUUUCUGGCCAUUCCAAUGUUUGUUCUGGCCUCAGAGAAGAGGAGCCAGAGGCCAGGCCAGCAACUCUUCAACCAGCAGGCAAAGAGGUAGCAGCAUCGUCCCGAAGUUCAGUUUUACUGAGCUAUACAGGAAUUUCCAGUCCUACAGGAUAUUUUCUUUCAACUUUUCUUUUGUUCAUCCAUUCCAUACACCAUCUUAGUCCUGUUCAGGGUUCUCAGUGUACUGGAACCUAACCCAAAAUGCACUACAUGGGCAAAAGGUAUGGAUACAGGUUACCAGUCUAUCACAGGGCCAACAGACAGACAAAGACAUUCACACAUUCACUCUUCAUGGGCUUCUCUUUGGAUCAGAUUGCAUGUAGUGAUGAUCAAUAGUCACAUAUAGGGGGGAAAAAAGACCAGUUUAUCCUCAAAAUGCCAGAAUGCAGUGUGGCUACAAAAUAUUUAGCAUUUUGGUAAAACAGUGACUUACCCCCAACUCAGGAAAUUCAGGAAAUCACUGACUGAAGUUGAAGCACAUAAGGCAAGUUGAAAGAAAAAAAAACUUAACAAGAAAAUAUUUUCUGGAAUGCGUUGGCCAUCAGAUUGAUCCUACACACAACAGUGUUGUCUGAUAAUGUGAAAUAAUUUAUUUAGCCAUGACUGACACCUUGUUUCAACACUUUGCAUAUAUAGAGAGAGCAGAGAAAUACUUGUGUUAAUACAAUUAACAUCAUGUUAAUUUCAUUAAACUCAAAGUAAAUAUGUUGGGGGGGGGGGUUUUCAGGUGACACUGGGAGUGUAGAGGAAAGCAUCCCUCUGAAAACCAAUGCCCUGUCUGCUGGACCUCCUGUGGAAGGAGAAUCAGCUGGAGGCAGCUGAUGUCAUGACACAUGAUCUGUGGCUGGAGGCAUAUCACUGUAGACAAUCCUGUUUUUACUGUGAAGAGAGAGUUAGCCUCAUGGUGCUACAGAGCCUUACUACAUGUUACAGUGAUUAUUCAUGGUGCUCAAUAUUCCCACUGCUGAGCCAACAUGAUUCUCUCCCUGAAGCAAUAUGUGUGUAUAAAUGGUCAAAUUUGUUGCCAUCCUGCUGAUUUACACCUUGUCUUUGAUGUACAAUGGUUAGUCACAAAGGGAUUUUCUGUGUGUGUUUGGGGCUGAUUUAAGUAACUGUUGAUCAGUUAGUCAAAAGAACUAUAUCACAUCAUUUAACAACAGUUUUUCUUUUUUCUUGUUUUUUCUGGAUAUAGGCCUAGAUAUAGAUGGGUCUGUUAUUUUGGUACACGUUGAAACUGCAGUAUGGCUAGGCUAGAAAGUUAACAGUAAAAGUACUGCUUUAACAUGAUGGUAGUAGCCUAGUCAAGCACAGGGCUGGAUUACCAACUGGGCCCAGAACUCCAGUGGCCUCAAAAGCCCCAGGCUUGUUGUGUGUCAUCUGGUUUGUGCUAAUUUCAUUGACAAUUUAUUUGAGAAUAUACAUCACCAAAGCACAACAUCAACUGACAUAAUAAGGUACUUAAGUGGGGUCCUGCUUCAUUAAUAGGGGCCCAGCAGCUUAAUCCAGCCAUGGUCAAGCAAUGUGAAUAUUUUUUUUCGCUUUAAUUUAUUAGAAUUGCGUUCCUUAGAUGAGCGCUAUUGACAAUGGCAUUAUCUGUAACAGAAAUUGAUAAAACUACUUUUUACGUAUGUAUGUAUGCUACUGGUAUGUACAUUUAAAUAAAUAUGUAAAUAAACACAUUUAAGCGUG
Siniperca chuatsi (mandarin fish) is the source of this 4625-nucleotide messenger RNA. RefSeq lists its product as uncharacterized. Bases 2102 to 3097 code for a protein of 331 amino acids. Lineage: Eukaryota; Metazoa; Chordata; Actinopteri; Centrarchiformes; Sinipercidae. The transcript is spliced from 5 exons. The record is from RefSeq and is a predicted model, not a curated record.